Molecule: messenger RNA, 3453 nt
Organism: Phyllopteryx taeniolatus (common seadragon)
Lineage: Eukaryota; Metazoa; Chordata; Actinopteri; Syngnathiformes; Syngnathidae
Product: E3 SUMO-protein ligase ZBED1-like
Exons: 2
Coding region: 249-2165 (638 amino acids)
Molecular function (GO): DNA binding; protein dimerization activity
Source: RefSeq, a predicted model, not a curated record
UUUUAUUGUUCUGUGGUAGUGCUGGGCUGUAUAUCUGUUCACACCGAAUACCGGUGUAUAUUCCCGUUAUGAUGUGUUUUUUUAAUAUACCGCCAUACCGGUGUACAGUAUUUUAUUACAACCGCAAGGAACUCUGAACCGCGCGUCACCGUUCCAGGCAGGAUCCUUUUCAGUGUUACUCUCAUUAAAACGCAUGGUGAGACUGCGAGGUGGAGGAGUGGAUGUAAACAAAACACUUUACAGUGAAAAUGGAUAUGAAAGACAUUGAAUUUUCUGAAAUUGAAAUUUCAGAAAUAGUAGAAAAUGAUGACACGGAAGAACUUGUGCCAAAGAGAGGAGCCAUGUCUCUUGUGUGGAGGUAUUUUGGUUUCAAAAAAGCAGACAUAGACCAAACAACAAUUUUGUGCAAGAUUUGCCUUGCUAAAGUCGCCGCCGGAGGGGGCAACACGAGCAAUUUGCUCCACCACCUGAGCCGCAAGCAUGUCUCGGAAUAUGAAGAAUGUAUGAAGUUAAGGUCGGCGGCAGCACCCUCCACAUCAUCAUCAUCAUCAGCAGCAGCAGCAGCAGGAGCAGCAGGUAGCCCGAAAACACCCCAAGACGCGUUUUCGAGAGCGGCUCCCUACGACAGAAAAAGCAAACGGUGGAUCGACAUUACAAACGCUAUCGCUUGCCACCUUGCAAAAGACAUGGUCCCGCUUAAUGCCGUCGAAAAAGAAGGCUUCAAGCAGAUCAUCAAGACGCUCGAUCCCAGGUAUGAAGUACCGAGCAGAAAGUACUUUAGCCAUGUAGCGAUGCCCAACUUGUACCACAAGCACAGAGCUAAGCUGGAAACAGAACUGGCGACCGUCCGCAACUUCGCAGUAACGACUGAUAUGUGGUUUAGUCGCACUAUGGAGCCCUACUUUAGCAUGACGGUUCACUUUAUAAGUGACGAAUGGGUGUUGCGAAGUCAUUGCCUGCAAACGAGCUACUUUCCUGAGGACCACACUGGGGAGUUACUUGCAGCAGGCCUGCAGGAGGCACUUGAUUCCUGGGGGCUUUCAGAGAAGAAGCUCGUGGCCAUCACCACUGACAACGGAGCCAACAUUAAGAAGGCUGUGGAACUGAACAAUUGGACAGGACUCCAGUGCUUUGGUCACAGGCUUCACCUAGCCAUAGAGAGCGGUGUGAAAGACGACCGCGUACAACGCGCUAUAGAUGUGUGCAAAAAAAUUGUGUCGGCCUUUUCGUACUCGAGUAAGAAAAGGAGGGACCUGGCCAUUGUUCAAAACUAUCUGGGUCUUCCAAACCACGGUCUCACAACAGAGACGCCAACCAGGUGGGUCUCACGUCAAAUGAUGAUUCAAAGAGUGCUCGAGCAAGAGAGGGCCAUUAGUCACGUUCUAAAAGACGACAAGAAAUCAAGGCAAUUGGUCCCUACCUGGCAAGACGUGGAAGUCCUAGAGGCUGUCAACAAGGUGUUGAGCCCACUCCAGGACUUCACAGACGCCUUGUCUGGAGAACAAUAUGUCAGCGUCUCCUACCUCAAGCCAGUGCUCAGUCUCUUCAACACGUCCAUUUUUGCUGAGGAAGAGAGCGACACUCAGCUGACGAAGGACUUGAAGAGAAACAUCCUAGGCGACUUGAUUGAGCACUAUUCCGAUCCGGUCACGCGUGACCUGCUUGAGAUUGCGUCUCUCCUCGACCCACGGUUUAGAAACAAGUAUAUAGAUGAAGAAAAGGUGGACCGAGUUUUAUCAAGAGCAGUCGAAGAGAUAGUGUCGCUAAUAAAGACUCAACAGGACACGCUCCCAGGGGCUGCUGGUGCAAAAGCAGAAGCGGAGCCCGAUUCUCCUCCUAAGGCAAAAAGAAAAAAGACUUUGGCCAGCUUUUUCAAAAGUCAGAGCGGCACAAUGUCAGAAGAGGAAAGCAUAAGAAAGGAGCUGACAGUCUACUUACAGACCACAGAGGUUGACAGUGAUGUCGACCCUUUGGAUUGGUGGAGAUGCCAUCAGACAAAUUUCCCUCGCAUUGCCAAGCUAGCGCGACAGUAUUUAUGCAUCGCCGCUACCAGUGCUCCGUCGGAGAGAGCGUUCAGCACGGAUGACAACAUCCUCCCUUGUCACAGAACCGCACUCAAACCAGAUGCUGUGGACCGUCUGGUUUUCCUGGCGCAAAAUUUGUAAAUGUUGAAGUUAGAAUUUGAAUUCAUUUGGACAUUGUGCGGCUCCUUCUGUUGUGUGUGCCUUGACCACCUGGGGACAGUAUAAUACAGAAUUACAUGGAACCGUUCAAAACUCCUCAGUAAGCUGCAGUAAAUUAGCUCUUCAUAGAGGAUAAAGACUAUAUAUCUCUUGAGUAUUGGUCUGUUGUCUAUCUAAAAGUGUUGCUCCACCGUUUGUGUUCAAAUAUCUGUUAAUACCACAGCACCCAUCCUAUUCCUUAGCCCAUUUUGCAUUGUUUGUUAGUUGUAAGCUAAACUGACUUCACUAAUGCAAAACAAUGAGGUUGUUUUAAAUACAUGUAUAAUUCUCUUUGUUUUAUGUUUUAGUUUGAUCGUAAACUUCAAUAAACAAAAAGAGUGGCUAACCUCUUUUUUUGAAGUGUACACUGUCUGCCAAACUACUGCUUGUUCUGAUGUGAGUUGAGUUCACUGUUUCCAUACAGCACUCAUAUCUCAAAUUUGCAAGUCAAAGCAAAAAAAAAACUGUUGAAUGAUGGCUCGUAUCUCAAAAAGGAUAAAGCAGAGGAUAAUGAGAGUGCUUAUAAAUGUUAUUUUUUUAUCUAGGUGUUUUGCGCCACCAUUUGUGUUCAAAUAUCCUUUGCUUAAAGCGUUAUAACACCGCAACACGCUUUGCUAUUCGUUAGCCAUUCGAUGGCAUUUCCCAAUAUGUGUUAGCAUUAAGCUAGAUGUCUUUGAGGCAGUUAUGUGGUUGUUUUAAUACUCAUCGUGUAAUUUUCUUAGUUGUAUGUUUUGUUUGACAGUAAACUUCAGUUGGGAGUGGCAUGAAACACUUUGAAGCCUUUUUGAAGAAUUGUUCAGUAUCUGCCAAACUGCUGCCUGUUGUGAAGUGAGUUAAGUUCACAGCCAAAAUACACGCCGCCUAGCUCAAGUUUUUGCUCACAUGUCAAAGCACAAAAAAUCAUCCAAACGACAGAUCAUAUCUUGAAAACUCAUAAGUCCUGUCACUUGUAUCUCAAGACACCACUGCAUUUCUAUUGCACACAGUGGUAGUUGCAGUAUCAUGCAUCACUGGCAAGAGGAGGUUUAGUUAUAUGACAAGUAAAUUGUGCAUGCAUAUGACCGAGCUUUGCUAAGGACUUUUUUUUUAAUUAUUAUUAUUUUUUUAAAUAUAUAUAUAGUGGAUUAUUUUCAUGGCCUGUGAUUGACUGAUGACCAACCCACCCCGUCACUCGCUGGAACAGGUUCUAACUCGCCUGUGACCAUAAACUGAAUAAAUGAUAGAAAAUGUA